AUUUCACACACCACUUCACAUUUUUCUUCUUCUAUUUCUUCUCUUUCUAAUGGCGGCCUAAAAUCACUAAUUCUUCGUCUUCUUCUAAUCUCUCUAUCUUCCAUGGAAAAUUACUCUCAGGAUAAGAAGCGAGUUCGCGACGAGUUCGACGACUCGCUAGCCGAUUCGGCUGAGUCCAAGCUUAGACGACUCAACUCUAAGGAGAAUUUGAAUGUUGCUGCCGGUGAUUUGAAUAUUGAUGAUUUGGUGGAAUCUGAGGAGAUUCAGGAUGAGUUACUCAACAUCCUUGAAGAUUCCGACGCUGUAGCGGAGCGGGAUGAGAGUAUCGAAGGUCUUGAACUGGAUUCGUUUAUUAAAAGUUUCGAGGAAGAGAUUCAAGCCUUGCCGUCGGCAGAUCAGAAUGAAACUCCUCAGGCGGAACUAGGAUAUCUGUUCGGGGCGUCGGAUGAUGAGUUAGGGCUUCCGCCGUCCAGGGGAGGUUUGAGUACGGAAGGGAAGAUGGAGGCGACUGAUUUUAUGCCUGCUUGUUGUUCUCCGGAUGUGUUUGAGUUGGAAGGGAAGUUAGGGUUUGGAGAUGAGAUUCCGUGUUACGACUCGUUCGAGUUGGGAAUGGGGAUUGGUUCCGGUGCGGCGGAGGAAAAUGGGUUGGGCGCCGGAGAGUUUGUUGCAUUGGGUGGUUUGUUUGAUUACUCCGACGUGCCGUUUCGGCCGGAGUCGUUAUCGGCUUUGUAGAAACGGUUUUCGAAUGAGGGGAGGUGCUUUCUUGGUUUUCUUUUAGGGUCGGGUUUUCCACGUGUUGCUGCGUGGGACCCGACGUCGUUUUAAGCGUGUAGGUUGUAAAUUUGAAAAGAGCAAAAAAAGAAAAAAAAGAAAACACAAUUUUAGAAUAGAAAUGCAGAAUUUCCUAAAAAUAUGUUUUAUUUUUAUUUUUAUUAUUAUUAUUUUAAACCAAAAAAAAAAAAGAA
Messenger RNA from Benincasa hispida (wax gourd), 965 nucleotides. RefSeq lists its product as uncharacterized. The record is from RefSeq and is a predicted model, not a curated record. Lineage: Eukaryota; Viridiplantae; Streptophyta; Magnoliopsida; Cucurbitales; Cucurbitaceae.